UCUUCUUUAUAUAUAUAAUUCAUAUCCGAUGAAAGCAUUCAGAUGUUAAUGAUACGCAACAAUAAUCAAUCUUUCUUCUUCCUAAAUUUCUUGCUCCUAGUAAUCUUCACCACCAGUUGCAGCACUAUGUCGACUCUUCUCGGUGGUCUACGUGAUUCUCUUACAUCAGAACAGAACAGCGCCGAGAUCGACGAACUUGCCCGCUUUGCCGUCGACGACCACAACAAGAAGCAGAAUUCGUUGAUUCAGUUUGUAAAGGUAGUGAAAGCACAAGAACAGGUUGUUGCUGGGACUUUGCAUCAUCUUACUAUUGAAGCCGUAGAUGGAGGCAAUAAGAAACUAUAUGAUACAAAGAUAUGGGUAAAGCCAUGGAUGAACUUCAAGGAAGUGCAAGAGUUCAAACAUGCCGACUCUGGUGCUCCUUCAUUGACUUCAUCAGAUCUUGGUGUUAAAAAAGAUGGGCAUGCUCCAGGAUUUCAAGUGGUGCCAUCCCAUGACCCAAUGGUGCAGGAUGCUGCAAAUCAUGCUGUUAAGUCAAUUCAACAGAGGUCCAAUUCACUAUUCCCUUAUGAACUCUCAGAGAUCCUCCAUGCCAAAGCUGAGGUUUUGGAGGAAAGUGCAGUGUUUGACAUACUACUUAAAUUGAAAAGGGGUGAUAAGGAAGAGAAAAUGAAGGUGAAGGUACACAAGAACAAUGAAGGUGCCUUUGUUUUGAAUCAUAUGGAACCUGACCACUCCACUUGAACCUCAACUCAGCAAAUAAAACUGUUUUUUGUUUUUGGGAAUGUUGUUGGUGUGUGACUUUUUCUGUAUAACUAAAACAGCUUUCAUCUGAAUAUAUAUAUUUAUGUUUUGACUUAA
Molecule: messenger RNA, 861 nt
Organism: Impatiens glandulifera
Lineage: Eukaryota; Viridiplantae; Streptophyta; Magnoliopsida; Ericales; Balsaminaceae
Product: cysteine proteinase inhibitor 12-like
Exons: 3
Coding region: 43-744 (233 amino acids)
Molecular function (GO): cysteine-type endopeptidase inhibitor activity
Source: RefSeq, a predicted model, not a curated record